AUUUAUGAAUCGAUCUAAACUCUGCAGUUAAUCUCGUUCCGUUAUGUUAUCCGCGAAGAAAUUCAGUUCUGUUGUAUUGACCUCUUUACGAGUCUCCAAUUUUUCUCCGCGAUCACAUUACGCGUUUGCUUCUCCAAUUCUGCGACACUACUUGCAUUCUUCCCCGCAACAGCCGACAUUGUCAGCUCUCGAAAAUGUCGUUCGGGAGGUGGAUGCCAUACAAACAUUGUCGAGUUCGGCUGUUGACGCAGUGGCAGAAAAAUUUCGGUGGACUUUCAACGCAUUGGAACCAGACGAAAAAUCAUAUGCCUUGCUACUGCUGGCAAGUAAAUUCAAAGUAGAUGCCAGUUUAGUUAAGGCACAAUGUGAGGAUUUCAUCAGAGUUUCUGUAAGACAGGCGGAAAUUAGUAAACGUAUCAAAUCUGGCGAUCUAACAUCCUCGCAACAACUCCGACAAAUGGAUACUGUACUGUUCAACCUGAUGACGAUGUGGUUUGGCCGAGAAUUUCUCUCUUUGGAAAGACUUACUUGGGAGAGUUCGUGCAGUUUGCUGGAGAAAAUUGCCGAAGGAGAAGCCGUUCACCGCGUUCGCCAUUGGCUUGAUCUCAAACGGAGACUCGGAAUGUAUCGCAGGUGUUUUGUCUUCACUCAUCAAGCGAUGCCCGGCGAGCCCUUGAUCGUUGUUCACGUGGCCUUGAUGCCUUCGAUCACAUCAUCUAUUCAGACGAUCGUUCAAGCAUACAGACAAGGUAAUGAACGGUUAGAUGAACUGGAAGACGAGAACAAGAUCGAAGCCGCGAUAUUUUACUCGAUAUCUUCCACGCAACGAGGAUUGCGGGGAGUUGAACUCGGAGGACACUUGAUCAAAAAAGUCGUCGAUCAGCUGCGCUGGGAAUUCCCGCAUCUUGCCAAAUUCUCGACUUUGUCGCCGAUUCCCGGAUUCCGGUCCUGGCUGUUGGUUCGUAUGCACGAGGCGGAACGUGGGGCAGAGGAAGGUCUCCUGACGAAGUCAGAAAUCGAACAGUGGAAUCAAGUUCUUGGAUCGAAGGGUUUUUGGAAAAAUGCCAUAGAUGCCAUUGUAAAUUCAACGUGGUGCAAAUCGAAGGAGCAUUCGGAGCUAUUUAGACCAGCCUUGCUGAGGCUGUGUGCAAGGUACCUGUUCAAAGAAAAGCGCCGGGGAUUUGCGCUUGACAGAGUUGCAAAUUUUCAUCUGCGGAAUGGGGCGGUUCUAUGGAGGAUCAAUUGGUUAGCUGACACCUCACCUAAAGGUUUGGAAGAUUCUUGCUCCAUGAUGGUGAAUUACCGGUAUUUUCUGGAUUCGUGUGCUUCUAACAGCAAGGAGUAUAUCAAAAAUAAGGUCGUCGCCGUAGAGGACCACAUCGUGUUGGAGAUAUUGGAUCAUAUCAACAAGAAGCUGUCCUCGUCGCUGGAAUAUCGUGAUAAAUUAGACGGCCUUCUCAAGCUGACGUCUUUCUUGGAGCAAAUUGCGGAACGCUCUACUUGUGACGAAGAAAAUCGACUGAAGGAAGCUGCAGUAUUGAAUUUGGCUCCGAUUCUUUGCGAACAGCUGGGUCAGAUAUCCAAAGUUUCUGAACUCUCCCAAGUUGUCGAAAGUGACAAAAUCACUCAACUCGCAACUUCGUCCGAUAAAGUCCAGAAUUCAACCUCUACAUUUCAAUUGAUAGUUUUGGAGCACAACAAGUUGAGGCAGAGAUACUACGAAAUCUAUUCCACCACCAAUGAUUUGCUGAACGAGUUGAACAAGAUGGUCGUUGAAGUCGACAAGAAGCUGAGGAUAAUUGAAUACGAAACUUCCACAAAAACUUACGAAUAA
Notodromas monacha is the source of this 1834-nucleotide messenger RNA. Lineage: Eukaryota; Metazoa; Arthropoda; Ostracoda; Podocopida; Cyprididae. The record is from the annotation of a GenBank genome assembly.